UACAUACAUCGCGCAAUCACAUCCUCCUGUGUGCAUACAUUAGUCCUGUUUUCAGGAGGGUGGUUCUGCGAAACACAAUCUCUAAUAUUUCGCUAAAGCUGCGCUGAAAUUGAUCUGCUUACGUCUUAAUUGUAGAUUUGCUUCAUAUCUUAAGCAGCUGAUCAGCAAGAGUAUUUAAGGAAAGGACAACAGAAAGGCACCAUCAAUGGCAGGUCGAGGAGGCGCACAGAGGCCUAAUGGGGCAACACAGGGGAAGAUAUGUCAGUUCAAACUGGUUCUUUUGGGGGAGAGUGCUGUGGGAAAAUCCAGUUUGGUUUUGCGUUUUGUCAAGGGACAGUUUCAUGAGUAUCAGGAAAGCACAAUCGGAGCUGCAUUUUUGACACAAACGGUAUGUCUGGAUGACACAACAGUGAAGUUUGAAAUCUGGGAUACAGCAGGCCAGGAGAGAUAUCAUAGCCUUGCUCCAAUGUAUUACAGAGGUGCACAAGCUGCAAUUGUUGUGUAUGAUAUCACAAGUCAGGACACAUUUGGACGAGCUAAGACGUGGGUAAAAGAAUUGCAGAGACAAGCCAGUCCUAACAUUGUCAUAGCACUGGCCGGCAAUAAAGCUGAUCUAGCCAAUAAGCGUAUGGUUGAGUAUGAGGAGGCACAAGCAUAUGCAGAAGAGAACAGCCUGCUGUUUAUGGAAACAUCAGCAAAGACAGCUAUGAAUGUCAAUGAUAUUUUUUUGGCUAUAGCUAAGAAGUUGCCAAAGAGUGAUGCAGGCAAUGCAAAUCAGCAGAGACAGCAGGGUGUGCGACUGAAUAAUGAACAGACCCAGCCGUCAGAAAGUGGUUGCUGCAAGUAGUCUUGCUUCCUGUCCCAGCAACUAACUUCAGGCCCAUUUAGGGUGCAUGGGGGUUGACAUACUAGUAACCCCUUGUCAUCUCAUUGUGCGCGUAUAGGAUCAUAGACAUGAUCCAGAGACUGGUCAUUUUUCUGUGCCAGCACAGUGCAGCUUGAUGCCUGGGAAUUGCUGCAUCAAGUUUCACCCAUUAUUCUUAUGAGAGCAAGGAUCAGAUUAAACUUCUAAAAAAAAUCCUUUUGUCAUUUGUCUUUCACUAAUCCAUUGCAGGAGGAUCCUUACAGACCAAAAGUAGGGGAAAAUACAAGCAUCAAAUCAAGGCAUCAAGAUAAGAAGGAACAAAAACUUGAUUCACUUUUAGGUCUAGUUUAUACAUUUCUUUGUGGGCAGGUUUUAUGCUAAUGCUUCUGUGUAGUAAUAUGUCAUAUUGUUGAAGAGACCAAUUUUAUUUUUUUUCCUGGGAGGGAUUGGAGUCAUUUUCAGCAGGCAAGCUUUAUAUAAUAUAUCAUGCUUAUGAUAAUUGUCAGGGUGGGGUGAAGGAUAAGGCAUCACUUUUAUUUGAUGCAUCUGAUAACAACUCUGCCUAAGUAAGCUGGGAUAUGAGAGUGGUCUGUGAGAUGCUUCACAGGUGGUGUAAUGGUGCUCCUGAGGGGAUUUGAGAAUAGUAUUGUGAAGGUUAUGUGAAUUUUUUUUUCCAGAUAGUGCUAUUCUUUUUUCUUUAAGGUGUGUCAGUUCUACAUGUUCAGCUCACGGGGGCCACUGGUUGCAGAUUUGUGUUAAGCUUAACACUGUAGAUAGAACUCAGUUUGUGAUAUAUUUAUGACACAGACUGUUAAAAAUCACUAACAUUUAGAAGCUUUUAAUAUUAACAGCUGUUUUCAGAUUAAAAAAUAAAUAAAACAUGUGCUUCACCACAUAAGAAAAGACUUUGAAAAAAAAGGUAUUUUAGAGAUGGAUUUUUAGCGUUGGCAUAGAUGCCUAACAUUUUGCAAAACAACCUGGUUGAAAAUUCAUUCUGUUUUGAGAGAGCAGAAAGCACUCAUUCCAUUGCUGGUGUAUUUUGGGCAACUCCCCUCAUUUUUCCCCCCUAAGUUUAAAGCUGUCUUCAUUCUCUAUGCCUUGUGUGUUAUGUACAAUAUUCAUAGGUUGUUUUGUUGAAGAUUUUGGUAUAAAUCUCUUUUGUAGGCAGUAAUAAAUAAAAUAAGCAUUGCCAGGGAUUAUUUAUGCUCUGAUAGAUGAUGCUAUGGUUUGGCAACCAGUGGUAAGACUGAUAUCUGCAGAGUCCUGUGGUUAAGAGAUGCUUGUAAAUUUUUCAUCUAAAUAUAGCUCACUGGCCCAUGCACUGGUGUACUUCCGUUGUUUAUAAACUGUUGUGAUAUGGUAGUGAUUUGAAAGAUUAUGCUAUGCUCAUACGUUGUAUAUACCACUCAUAAUUAUGUCUGUCAUUUUAUACCUGACAUAAGAAGGCUGUAUGAAAAGAUGCUCAUUGCUAGAAAGAUGACGUAUAAGGACUGCCCAUCCUGAUAUGCUUAUGGUCCAGUGUUCUAGAGUUCUGAUCUGUGGCACAUCAGAAUUCUGUUGUUUGGGUCCUUCCAUGAUGUUUAGAUUUUAUAUUUUGUUUGUUACAGGAAUUAUUUAAAAUGCAUUCAUUGUAGUCUUUUGAUGGGAAAUUAAGUUCUGCAUGUUUCUUUAUAAUAGCCUGGGAGAACUAGACUUUAUAGUGGUUUAAUUCUUUUCAUUCCAACAUUACUUUCAAAAAUAUUGGCAGUUCACUAGAAUAAACGAAAACAAUAUUUAAAGCUCUUAUCACCUGUCACUAGGAAUCACUUUUAGGAAACAGCUGCCAGGAAAUUAAUUUUGUGAUCCAUUUGUUGCUUUCACUUAGUAGUCUGUGCACAUCUAAAAUACCUUUUUGUGUGGGUUUCAUUGCUAAAAAGUUUGGUAAAUGCAUUUUUACCUUUUUUAAUAAACCGACCAAUGUCUCGAGCAUAAUUGCUCUGGUCUGUUGUCAGGCUUCUAGACUUGGAUUCCCCAUCAUUGGCAAUCUUGUUUCUUUGAAAUUAAAGUAAAUAGAAGAAAUAUAUUACAGUUACACGUAUCAGGAGUUAUUAAUAACACCUGGAGCUGAAAUAGUAAGCACUGUCUUGAAAAUUUUAGAACAGUUGGUUUUAAUAUCGUACUCAUCCCUUGUGAUAUCCCCUUUUUUGGUAUGCCAUCGUUUGACUGGAGUGUAAAAUGUUUGGGCACUGAGAGCUCAUAUUGUAAAGUUACUGUUUCAACAUGGAAACUUAUUUUGCACAUUUAUAGGGGUUGAAGAGAAUGGCAUGCCCAGCAUUGAUUUUUGUCUCAUUUGUAUUUGAUUUUUUUUUUUAAACUAUUGAAUGUAGGGCCCUAAAACAUCAUAUUUUAUCAGUCAAAGGUUAGGCUAUAUGGGUUGUACACCAAUACCUCAUUGUCUGUUUCUAAUUUCUUUUUAUAAGUUUUAAUUCCACUAUAAUAAUGGAAAAUUCCAAACCUGUCCAGAAUCUGUUCAGUCUUCUCGGAAGGAUCACUAAGUAAUUUGAUGAACAAAAUUUAAAUGAAAUAAAAAACAUGAUUAAAAUUCAUUCUUUGUGGAAGAAGGGAAGAAACUACAUUGUUUUCAAAUGAUGCCUAACUGAUUUACAAUUAGCUUGUGUUUGGAAUCAUUGUAGUUGCACUUAUUCUUUUUAAUUGAGGAGGAGUGGGGAGUAAGGGGAGGGGUGUCUUGUUACCUUAUUGCUAGCAAUCAUUGCUAUAAUUUUUAAGUGUAACAAUAGCUUGUGAAACUAGUUUUUCUGGCCGUCUGCUCUUUCUCUGGUGCCUUUGUUUCUGUAAGUAGACCCCCAUGCUUUAAAUCAUUGCUAAAAAGGAUGGUACACUUAAUGAUGUGCAUCAUUAUUUUCGUUAGAUGACUUGGUCUUGCAUCAGCUGAUCUUUAUCUUUUUUUCACAAAACAGUAAAAUAAUAGGUACGUUUUCAAUCAGGCUUGAUUCACUUUUUAUUUAUUUCGUUGUGGACGCUUUUCCCCAUCACUACGCUUAUUCUUUUUUUGAAUGUUUACUCUUCUGCUCUGUACUCACUUUAAACAGCAUGUUUGGACAGCCACCAUAUUAAAUAGAUGAUGGUAAAACAAGUAUUGGAAGGAAAAACAUUUAAAAAAAGGAGACAAAAGGUAUGCUAAUGAGAACAUACAAACCACAAAGUAAAAUGCAAGUAUGAGCAAAUGGUGUGCCAAAAGCUGGAUCUGCAGUGAUCUUUAAAAUAGAGCCUCUGUCAUCGUUUACUAAGAUUCCUUAAUUUUUCUCGCUUCAUAACCCUCUUGGACCGUUGAUGACCAUGCAGAAAACUGUUCAGUCCAGCUUGAGUUUCUGCUUUCUUAGGCUGGAUGUGCAAAAACCCUGAUAGUGAGGUAUUGGUGUAUUUUGAUGGCAUAUUCUUUCAGUUUUAAUCCAUGUGCUUGCAUGUGUCUGUAAUGGAUGUCUGUUAUUAGCAUGCCAUCUUUUACUAAGUAAGUUAUAGACAUUUCUUAUGAAUUGAAUUGGCUUGGCAAGCAUGGUAAUCUAUAUAGUGUUAAAAUGAAAAACUUCUGAUGAUUGCACUUUCUGGUUUACUGAAACACUAACACUUUUCUUUUUAAAGUCAAAGUAAAUUAGCAAAUGAUAUGUAUUCAGCAUCAGAUUUGCUCUUGGCUAAAAAUAGAGGCAAAUUACUGCACAACACCGGUAAAAAAAAUAUAUAUAUAUAUUUUUCAAAGACAUCUCCAUUUUAUGGAUGAUGGGUGCUGUUCUAAGGCCUUGAGGAUUUUACCAUUCCACACACUCCUUCCAGAUAUCUUGCCCAUAUUAUGGAUACUCUAAUUAGAAAAACUUGGCAGAAGUUAAAAUAACAAAGUUUUAAUGACAGUUAUAAAUGCUUAAUUAGCAGUGAACAAUGAUAACCUUGCCACAAAGGUAGAGUAUUUUCCUCUUUUUUUUCCCUUUCUCACUUUUUGGCAAGCACAGAAAGCCUUUGUAUGUAUAUGGAGGAGGGCAGGGAAAAGGUCCAGCAAAUCUGGGAAAGAUUUCAGAUGGAUUGUCUUGUUAGCAGUAAACAAUGAUAACCUUGCCACAAACACUAUGAAGGUCGAAUAUUUUCCUUUUCUCUCUCCCCUCCCCCCUUUUUUUCUCACAUUUUUUAAAAAUCAUGCACAGAAAGCCUUUGUAUGUAUAUGGAGGAGGGCCGGGAAUAGGUCUCUAUCCAGCAAAUCUGAGAUUUCUGGAUAGAUUGCCUUGCUGUAAACAGCUAGAUUAUGUUGUGGAUUCAUUAUAGUACAGCUUUUUAGUUCCUCUACCAACCCCUAUCAAGCUCCAGAUAUAAAUAUAUAUCGCUUGAAUGAAUGCAGUGUGUAUGCAGAAAUCUACAUGUACGAGUGGUUCUUGCUGGGUAUUAAAACAUUUUGAGGCUUUAGCUCCGCAUAUAUUUGAAUACAUGAAAUAUGUUUCCUCCUUCAGCUGACUUAAUGGGGCUAUAAUUUUGAAAUAUUAUCCGAGUACGCAUGCAGGGACUACAACUUCUGUGUUCAUUGUGUUGGGGUUGGGACACUGCAACAUCAAGCAGUUGCUGUAUGAUUUUACUGAAGACAAGACUUAUUAGCUUUUUAACACAAUUUCUAAACUGGACUAAGAUGAAUUUUUUUUUUUCCAAAGGUGGGGAGGGUUAUAUAAAUUGUAGCAAGUAGUAGAACUUGUAAAAAGUUUUGGUAGGAAUUGAUUUCUUCAACUCAUCUUUGUAUUCAGAAACAUGCAAACAUCUGCCAGCUGAACAUUUAAUGCAUUACACACUUAUUUUACUUGUGGCACACAGGAGUCUUUGAUUGUGUAUACACAUUGAGUUGGAUGUAAAUCAUUAAAUCAUUACACAGAG
Pomacea canaliculata is the source of this 5767-nucleotide messenger RNA. RefSeq names its product ras-related protein Rab-5B-like. The transcript has 6 exons. Bases 206 to 847 code for a protein of 213 amino acids. Lineage: Eukaryota; Metazoa; Mollusca; Gastropoda; Architaenioglossa; Ampullariidae. The record is from RefSeq and is a predicted model, not a curated record. Gene Ontology annotation, molecular function: GTPase activity; GTP binding.